Molecule: messenger RNA, 864 nt
Organism: Ananas comosus (pineapple)
Lineage: Eukaryota; Viridiplantae; Streptophyta; Magnoliopsida; Poales; Bromeliaceae
Product: zinc finger BED domain-containing protein RICESLEEPER 2-like
Exons: 1
Molecular function (GO): DNA binding
Source: RefSeq, a predicted model, not a curated record
AUGGCUUUGACAGCUCACUAUAUAGAUUCAGAGUGGGAAUUACAGAAGCGUGUCAUUGCUUUCAUUGAGCUAGAGCCACCUGGUUUGGUUAUUUCUGAUGCUAUUUCUGAGUGCUUGUUAGAUUGGGGGAUUCAAGAUAAAGUGUCUACAAUCACCUUAGAUAAUGCUUCAAGUAAUGACGUAGCAGCUAAAAGUUUAAGAUUGAACUUCGAAAGGAGAAACAAGCUUCACUUCAAGGGUAUGUUCUUUCAUAUUAGAUGUUGUGCACAUGUUUUGAACUUGAUGGUUCAAGAUGGUCUUAAAGAGAUUGCUAAAAUAAUUAGUGACAUAAGGGAGUCAGUAAAAUACUUCAAGAAGUCUCCUAGUCGACUUCAAAAAUUUGGUGAAAUUGCUAAGCUGUUGGGUCUCUCGACAGAAAGAGGGUCAUCAAGUAAUGUUACUACUAGAUGGAACUCCACAUAUAAAAUGCUUGAUGCUGCUUUUCAUUAUAAAUUGGUUUUUAGUGAAUAUGCAAAUAGAGAUCCAUGUUAUAGAUGGUGCCCUACUGACGAUCAAUGGGAAAGAUAUGAAAAGAUAAGAAAAUUUUUAGAAUCAUUCUAUGAUGUAAGCAAUAUUUAUUCUGCGACAGAUUAUCCAACAUCUAACAAGUUCCUUCGUGAAACUUAUAGAGUUAAGAAAGUGCUAGCUGAACAAGCCUCAUCAGAUGAUUAUUUUAUGAGAAACAUGGCACGAGUAAUGGCAGAAAAAUUUGAUAAAUAUUGGGGUUCUUGCAACUUGUUAAUGGCCAUUGCAUCAAUAUUAGAUCCAAGAUACAAGAUGUUGUUGGUUAAAUUCUGCUUUCCUAAAAUAUAUCCAAGUCAUGAG